Molecule: messenger RNA, 2232 nt
Organism: Stylonychia lemnae
Lineage: Eukaryota; Ciliophora; Spirotrichea; Sporadotrichida; Oxytrichidae
Source: the annotation of a GenBank genome assembly
AUGAAAGUUGGCUUGAAACUGAAAAAUUUUGUUAAAUAAUUUGACUGCACAGCUAAGCAAGUAAUAGAUCAAUAAAAAAUCGUGACCUAUAAGUCAGUGCAUAUGACAGCUAACAGAAACAAUCAAUCGAGUCAUGUGACCUUGGAAAAUUUCGACAUAGCUCUAGGUCUAGUAUUUUAUGAUGGAUAAAGUCAUCUUUAUGAGAAAUAAAACCUUAACAGAUAUUACAAGAUAGAUGCAACUUAUUAUGAAUUUGGAUAGAAAUAUAAUGAAGAUGGAACUAGAGUUCCUACGAGAUCUUUUUCUUCAAUUGAUAUGAUUCAGUGCUAGCUAGGAAGAUUCUAGGACAGUUAAGGAGAUUUAAAAGAGCUAGGAAUCAACCAACCUGGUUGGUACUGCCCAGAAAAAUUAGACUUUUAGUUGAGAGGACAGAUCGCAAGCAAUGUAAGGUCAAAUAUCCGCCUUCGAAUUAGACCCUGUGAAAACAAAACUAAUGUAGAUCUAUCAACUCUAACUGAAAGUGAAUUAUGCGCUACUCCAGAAUAAAUAAAUUUGCUACAAUAAAUUUCAACCUUUAACUUGGCAUUUUUGCAAUCUUAUUUCGAUUAGGAUGAGUUUAUAGAUUCUCCUGUAAAAAGAGAAAUAAAUAUAGGAACAUUUAACCUAAAAAAUGAUCAAUCUUAUUCUAUGGUUUUUGAAAUAACUAAAAACAUUUUAACAACCAGGGAUAACCCAUUCUCUAAUUAUCUUGUCUAGGAAUAGUAUGAGUUUUACUCUUUAAAAGCAGGAGCUAAUACAGUUGGUGUAGUCAAGCCUAAUAUAAAUGAUCAAUUUACCAUUUUUUUUAGUAAUAGUGACUAAUAAGUUUAUAUCGAGAGAAAAAUGCUUACUAUAUUGGACAUAUUCUCUACUUCUGGAGGUUUUGCAAAUACUAUCCUGCUGUUGACGAGAUUAAUCUCUCUAUUUUACUCAGUUCAAUUAUUUAAAUAAAUGCUGAUUGGAAGAUUAUGCUGGAUACAAUAAUUAUCUGCAAAAUCCUAGAACAAGGAAGAAGAAGUAUUUAAUGAAAAAGAUGGUAUUAAGAAUUCAAGUAUUGAAGAAAAUUCAACCUAAGAAAUAAAUACUAGCCAACUAAAACUUAGCAUUCUCCAUAGAAUAUAAUAAUCCAUUGGUACUAGGUAGAGGUAUUUGAAUAAAAGUUUGAUAUGCUUCAGAUUUUACAGAAACUAUCAUCAUUAUUGUAAAAAGUAUUAUUAGACAGAAGAUAUCAAGCGGAAAACCCUUGCACUUAAAAUAAUUAACAAGAAAACUAAUAUCGUAAGAGUAGUUGAGAACAUAGAAUAUCUAAAGAUGUGUAUGAGAAUAUUGCUAUAGGACUACUAAAGAAAGAUCAUUAAGCAGAAGUCUAAGAUAGUAAUCAAUCAAGACAAGUAUGAGACAAAGAAUGUCAUGCUUAUAAGGUAUAAUACUCAAUAAUUGGACAAUCGAGAUUUGGAAUAAAGCUUGAGAAAAAUUUUGUUUUCGAGUAAGAUAGUAGAUAAAUAAAUCCUUUAAUCACUAAUCUAAAACCCUCAAAGUGCAUAAUCACCUAGCAGUAUUAUUGGUAAGCAUGUAAAGGAUGAUUCGGAAGAUAACUUCACAAAGUACUUGGACUAAAAAUCAACUAUCAUGAUGUUACAGCACUAGGGAACAAUGUCUCCUAAAAAAUCUCCAAGAGUCAAAUAAUAUAAAUCGAGGAAAAUAAAAAAAGGCAAUCACGCAUCUUGCACACCAACUGGAAGCAAACCAUCCAGGCUAGAUAUGUUUAAUCUGUAAUUUGUUAACUAUAACUUCAUUUAGUCAAGAAUAAACUACCGUAAAAAAGUUCAAGUAAAACAAUUAGGAGCUUUACAGUUCACACAGGAAGGGUUUGAUAGACAGACUAGACUCAACAAAGAGAGAAUUUCAAGAAUUUUCUACAGUAUAUGCAAGUCCAACUACUAUCAUUCAGAAAUUAAAAUAGCCAAAUUAUAGCUCUAGUAAUCUUCAGCAAUAUAAUGCUUUUAAAAAUACAACUUAGCAAAAUAUCCCCAAAGAAGUAAGCUAACCUUCCUAAACACUAAAAUUAACUCUUAAAAAAAUUUCAUUUUCUAAUCUCGUUACUUUUAGAUCAUGGAUAAUGAAGAGAACAAUAAAAACAGAUUUACUUUAAGAAAACUACAUAAAAAAGGAAAGACUUUAAAUUAAUUUUGA